This is a messenger RNA of Necator americanus (New World hookworm), 312 nucleotides long. RefSeq lists its product as uncharacterized. Bases 1 to 312 code for a protein of 103 amino acids. The transcript is spliced from 3 exons. NCBI's taxonomy places the organism in Eukaryota, Metazoa, Nematoda, Chromadorea, Rhabditida, Ancylostomatidae. The record is from RefSeq and is a predicted model, not a curated record.
AUGAUAGUGAUAAUCACCUGUAUCACCUGUGCUCCCGUUGUUCUCGAACGGGCACCACUCAUACUUCCAUUUGCCCUGAUCGCGCGCAAGUGUUCCCCAGUGGCAUCUCUUCUCGCGAAGGACUCGAAGAUCGUCGUAGCUUUCUUUGAAAGACUUCGUAAAGAGGUCAGCAUAAAUUUCUCCGCUGAACUCUCUCAAAGACAGCAGGAUCCGGAUAUUUUCUUGAAAGAACUCUUAAAUUCAGCAAAGGCGAGUGCGAGAAUUUCUGGAUUUCGCCAGUGCUUCCUCGUUUUCAAUGCAGUCGAUCCGUAA